Molecule: messenger RNA, 412 nt
Organism: Erigeron canadensis
Lineage: Eukaryota; Viridiplantae; Streptophyta; Magnoliopsida; Asterales; Asteraceae
Product: protein SPIRAL1-like 3
Exons: 2
Coding region: 1-402 (133 amino acids)
Biological process (GO): cortical microtubule organization
Cellular component (GO): cortical microtubule, transverse to long axis
Source: RefSeq, a predicted model, not a curated record
AUGGGCCGCGGUGUAAGUUGUGGUGGAGGCCAAAGUUCGUUAGGCUACUUGUUUGGGGGAAGCAAUACUGGAGGAGAGGCCACGGAUGGCAACGCUCAACCACCACCCCAGAACCCGACUGAUGAGGCUGCAACCAACGAACCCUCCUUGGAAACUCCUGUUGAUAAUGACCCCAACACUGGAACCAAUGAUGAGUCUUUACAAAAGCCUACUUCUGAAUCCUACAAUCUAAUAAGCCAUAAUGCAAAUGCUCCUGUUCAUGAUAGCACAACAAAUAAUUACCAUAGGGCAGAUGGACAAAAUUGUGGCAAUUUUAUCACGGAUCGGCCUUCAACCAAGGUCCAUGCUGCUCCAGGCGGAAAUUCUUCACUUGGUUACCUCUUUGGUGAUGAUAAGAAAUGAUCGCAUCACA